This is a messenger RNA of Thalassophryne amazonica, 2000 nucleotides long. RefSeq names its product estrogen-related receptor alpha (gene esrra). Gene Ontology annotation, cellular component: nucleus. NCBI's taxonomy places the organism in Eukaryota, Metazoa, Chordata, Actinopteri, Batrachoidiformes, Batrachoididae. Gene Ontology annotation, biological process: regulation of DNA-templated transcription. The transcript is spliced from 8 exons. The coding region runs from base 340 to 1644 and encodes 434 amino acids. Gene Ontology annotation, molecular function: nuclear steroid receptor activity; sequence-specific DNA binding; steroid binding. The record is from RefSeq and is a predicted model, not a curated record.
UUGACGUCGUUUUGCGGCUCAGCGGUGGCAGCUGCUGAAGACGGAAUUUAUAGCAGCAGACGGAGAACCGAAUACACGGAUGAGCUGCUUGGUGUUAUCGAGUUAUUACACCGUUUAGCGCAGCGGAGACUCGCUGGGAAAACCUGGACGUCGCCGUUAAACUGAAGGGCGGAUCCGCCAGAAGCGAAAACUUCAGAUUAAAAGCCGUCCUGCGAUGUUUAUUCAUUUAACUGUGUCCUGAUAAUCAGAGAAUUUAUCACAAAGCAGUAAUACCUCGUUGAUUUAUUCCAGGACUGACAGAUAUAGCGGCAGAAAACUCCAUUUCAGAGGGCAGCUGUCAUGUCUUCCAGCGAUCGUCCAUUAGACAUCUACAUAAAGGCUGAACCGAGCAGUCCAGAUGGCGGUGGAGGAGGUCGGACCAGCCCUGGUGGAGCCUCUUCAGAUUCCUCCCAGAGUGGAGGUGGAGGGACCAGAGUCGACGGCGUCAAACGUUACUCGCCGCCACUCUACACACCAGCUCUACAUUGUCACCUCAAACAAGAGGUUGGUGAUGGAGCAGAAGAGGGCUCCACUAGCAAUGGCACAGGGCGAUGCAAGUACGCCCUCAGUACGCUACCCAAGAGGCUGUGUUUAGUCUGCGGGGACGUGGCUUCGGGAUACCACUAUGGUGUUGCCUCAUGUGAGGCCUGCAAAGCCUUCUUCAAGAGAACUAUUCAAGGUAACAUUGAAUACAGCUGUCCAGCUUCAAAUGAGUGUGAGAUCACCAAAAGGCGCAGAAAGGCUUGCCAGGCAUGCCGCUUCACCAAGUGCCUCAAAGUCGGCAUGCUGAAAGAGGGAGUUCGUCUUGACCGGGUCAGAGGUGGGAGACAGAAAUACAAACGACGUCCAGAAGUGGAAAAUGCAACAUACCAGAGUGCCCCUUUACCCCUGACAAAGGACAGUGAAAAAGGUUCCCCCAACAUCAUCGUGUCCCACCUUCUAUUAGUGGCUGAGCCUGAAAAGUUAUUCGCCAUGCCCGACCCCCUGCAACCAGACACGGCCCAGCGCACACUCACCACUCUGUGUGAUCUCGCAGACCGUGAGCUGGUGGUAAUCAUUGGCUGGGCCAAACACAUUCCCGGCUUCCUGUCGCUUUCCCUGGCGGACCAGAUGUCCGUGCUGCAGUCGGUCUGGUUGGAGGUGCUGGUUCUGGGUGUCGCGUACCGCUCAGUCGGCUGUGAGGAAGAAGUUGUGUUCGCGGAGGAUUUUGUUCUUGAUGAGGAAAUGUCACGUGUUGCUGGAUUAACUGAACUAAAUGCAGCGAUUACGCAGCUGGCUCGCCGUUUCCGUACGCUAAACCUGGACCGGGAGGAAUUCGUCAUGCUAAAAGCCAUUGCGCUCACCAACUCAGACUCUGUUUACAUUGAGGACAUGGAGGCGGUGCAGAAACUGCGGGACCUUCUCCACCAGGCGCUGCUGGAGCUGGAGAGUCAGCGCCGCCCGGACGACCCCCAGCGGACGGGACGCCUCCUCCUCACGUUGCCUCUCCUUCGACAGACUGCUGGUCGCGCUCUCACCACCUUCUACAGCAUCAAGACCCGCGGCGGCGUUCCCAUGCACAAACUGUUCCUCGAGAUGCUGGAAGCCAUGAUGGACUCCCCGUAGAGCAACCCCACCACCCCAACACGAAAGGACGCAGAGCACAGAUGUCGUCUCCCAGAGUCUAUGUUGACGUGACAGGAACCGUUUUUUUUAUUUGACAAAUAAUGAGGAAGAUGUGUUCACGUUUCCAACUGCAAAUUGGAUCUUUACUGUAAGUUGUAACGGACGAACUUCAGGGAAAAGAUCAGUUAUCUGAAUGGGGAGGGGGAAAAAAACUGAAAAUAAAAAGUGGGUGAAAUGUGAAUCCCAGAACAUGACGUCAUUUCAGCCAUGUUGACGGUGUUUUAAUCCAUGCAGUUUUAUAGUUGCUGAAGAAAACAUGUUGAGGUACAAGAACAGACUGUGAUUGUGUUGAGAUU